This is a messenger RNA of Staurois parvus, 354 nucleotides long. The record is from the annotation of a GenBank genome assembly. NCBI's taxonomy places the organism in Eukaryota, Metazoa, Chordata, Amphibia, Anura, Ranidae.
GUGAAUGCCAGGGAUCCCGGGAGACCAGAUAUAGUAAAUGCAGGUCCUGGGAGAUCAGAUAUAGAGAAUGCAGGGUCCGGGAGUCCAGAUAUAGUGAAUGCAGGAUCCAGGGAGACCAGAUAUAGCGAAUGCAGGGUCCUGGGAGACCAGAUAUAGUGAAUGCAGGGUCCAGGGAGACCAGAUAUAGUGAAUGCAGGGUCCUGGGAGACCAGAUAUAGUAAAUGCAGGGUCCUGGGAGACCUGAUAUAGUGAAUGCAGGGUCCUGGGAGACCAAAUAUAGUGAAUGCAGGGUCCUGGGAGACCAGAUAUAAUGAAUGCAGGGUCCUGGGAGACCAGAUAUAGUGAAUACAGGGU